GCUGUUCACAGGGCCUGCUAUCCCCAGUCCCUCGCUGAACGGUCCGGCCCGUGACCUUCACGGCGGCGCGUGCCCCGCACCGGGGUUUGCCUUCCCGGACUGGGCCUACAAGCCGGAGUCAUCCCCUGGCUCGCGGCAGAUCCAGUUGUGGCACUUUAUCCUGGAGCUGCUGCGGAAAGAGGAGUACCAGGGCGUCAUCGCCUGGCAGGGGGACUACGGGGAGUUCGUCAUCAAGGACCCCGACGAGGUGGCUCGGCUCUGGGGUGUCCGCAAGUGCAAGCCCCAGAUGAAUUAUGACAAGCUGAGCCGGGCCCUGCGCUAUUAUUAUAACAAACGCAUUCUGCACAAGACCAAGGGGAAACGGUUCACCUACAAGUUCAAUUUCAACAAACUGGUGCUGGUUAAUUACCCUUUCAUCGAUGUGGGCUUGGCUGGGGGUGCUGUGCCCCAGAGUGCCCCACCAGUGCCGUCGGGUGGCAGCCACUUCCGCUUCCCUCCCUCAACGCCUUCCGAGGUGCUGUCCCCCACUGAGGACCCCCGGUCACCACCGGCCUGCUCUUCAUCUUCAUCCUCCCUCUUCUCGGCUGUGGUAGCCCGCCGCCUGGGCCGUGGCUCGGUCAGUGACUGUAGUGACGGCACAUCAGAGCUAGAGGAGCCACUGGGAGAGGACCCCCGGGCCCGACCGCCUGGCCCUCCGGAGCUGGGUGCCUUCCGCGGCCCCCCACUAGCCCGCCUGCCCCAUGACCCCAGUGUCUUCCGUGUCUACCCCCGGCCCCGGGGUGGUCCUGAGCCCCUCAGCCCCUUCCCUGUGUCACCCCUGGCCGGUCCUGGCUCCCUGCUGCCCCCUCAGCUCUCACCGGUACUGCCCAUGACGCCCACCCACUUGGCCUACACACCCUCACCCACCCUGAGCCCUAUGUAUCCUGGUGGCGGCGGGGGCCCCAGCGGCUCAGGGGGAGGCUCCCACUUCUCCUUCAGCCCUGAGGACAUGAAACGGUACCUGCAGGCCCACACCCAAAGUGUCUACAACUACCACCUCAGUCCCCGCGCCUUCCUGCACUACCCUGGGCUGGUGGUACCCCAGCCCCAGCGCCCUGACAAGUGCCCGCUGCCGCCCCUGGCACCCGAGACCCCACCGGUCCCCUCCUCGGCUUCGUCCACCUCUUCUUCCUCUUCCUCCCCGUUCAAGUUUAAGCUCCAGCCGCCCCCACUAGGACGCCGGCAGCGGGCAGCUGGGGAGAAGGCUCCGGCCGGCGCUGACAAGAGCAGUGGCGGCUCAGGCCGGCUGGGUGAGGGGGCGGGGGCAUUGGCCCCACCACCGCCACCGCCACAGAUCAAGGUGGAACCCAUCUCAGAAGGCGAGUCGGAGGAGGUGGAGGUGACUGACAUCAGUGACGAGGAUGAGGAAGAUGGGGAGGUGUUCAAGACACCCCGCGUCCCGCCUGCGCCCCCCAAGCCUGAGCCUGGCGAGGCGCCUGGGGCAGCCCAGUGCAUGCCCCUCAAGCUGCGCUUUAAGCGGCGCUGGAGUGAAGACUGUCGCCUGGAGGGGGGUGGGGGCACCGCUGGUGGCCUGGAGGAUGAGGGAGAGGACAAGAAGGUGCGUGGGGAGGGGCCCGGGGAGGCUGGGGGGCCCCUCACCCCAAGACUGGUGAGCUCCGACCUCCAGCAUGCCACUGCCCAGCUCUCUCUGGAGCACCGUGAUUCCUGAGGGCUGUGGGCCGGGGACUGUGUCCCCCCCAUGCUUCUUUUGCUGCCUUAACCCCUGCCCCCCAAUGCCCUGGAGGUGAGGGCAGCUCUAGUCUCUUCCCGCCUCCUUUCUCUCCCCUCCCCACAUUUUGUAUAAAACUUCCAUUUUUUUUUUUUUUUAAUGGUGGGGGUGGGUGGGUGCCCAGGGCUGUCUCCUGUCUCUGUGGGUUUGUAAGCUCUGGGCAAAGUGGUGGGAGGGAGGGAGGGAGAGGUUGGGGAGGUAAGGGGGCCACCUCCAUUCCGGGGAAUUUUUGUUUGAACCGGGGCUUUGGCCUCAACACCCAGGAACUUUUUUAUUACAAUCACUUAGGAAGUAAAGCCGUGUCUCCCUGUCCUCUGCCUCUCAAGCUUGUCCACUUUGCCCCCCAGCUGGUCCCGGCCCCAGUCCUGCCUUCCCUGCCCCUCCAGGGGCCAUGAGUGCCUGGGUUUCUCAUACCCCACAAGGUCGCAGCAGGGGAGGGAGGAACAAUUUUAUGAUGAACCAAAAAUUCCAUGGGGGGGUGGUGGGAGGUGGACGAGGGUGUGGGGUACCACCCAUGGGCCACAAAUCUCUACAAGUGCCUGCUAGCCCUCUCCCACUCCCCACCCCAGCACCAGUCCAACCCCUUCACCCCCAGCUGCUCCUAGGACUGGCCCAUGGGCAGGCGGGUUGGGGGUGGGUGGGAAGGGGGUGCCCUGAAACCAAACUGGAAACCCCCUCUGCCUCCCAGCUGGGGCCCUUGGGGUGGGGUGGGGGGCUGUGGUCAAGCCUUAUUCUGUAUUGGGGAUGGAGUGGGGGUGGGGGGUAGGGCGGGGCUGCCGGAGAAUGUAUUCAAAACAAUAAAACUUGGGACCUUUUUGAUGUGGUGAUCUGUCCUGGGUGCUGGGAGUAGGCACCACGGGCCGUAGCUUUGGUUUGCUUCUCAAAGACAGGCCUGGACUUCCCCACACAUGCAGUGGAUCUGUGGCCUGGUCUGAAUGGGUCAAAUCCAGGCCUGGAAAGUGACCUCCUGACCUCAGAAAUCAUUCAAGUCUCAGCAAACUGACCCUGUAUCUGACUGCUGCUUUAUUCCAUGGGGACCUGCUGGUCCUGGAAAGUGCUUUAGACUCAUUGCCGCCACCCUGUUGCUCUUGCUCUUCUGGUCACCUGAAAUGGCCUUCCUCUCUGACUCUGAGUUUCCAUACUCCCAGGUUCCUAGUGAGGGCCAGGGAGUGCUUUUGCACCGCCUCUAGCAUCCUGCCCACAUCUCUCUCCUUAGGGCACUUCUAAGCAAAUCAGAAUCCCUGGGAGACAAGUCCUGAAGUGCCUUGAAAUGUAGACCUUACAAAGUACCUUAGUGAUCUUUAGGUGAAACCGUGGGGAAAUGCCCCCAACCAGCAAGUUGAGAAGGGACUGGGGACUGGUUCAAUAACCACAGUUAACCAUUCAUUGACCUACUUUAUGUCCAGCACCUAGCUAGGAGCUGCCGUGUUUUGUCUCCUUCAACAC
Trichechus manatus latirostris (Florida manatee) is the source of this 3214-nucleotide messenger RNA. RefSeq names its product ETS2 repressor factor (gene ERF). The transcript is spliced from 4 exons. Bases 287 to 1708 code for a protein of 473 amino acids. The record is from RefSeq and is a predicted model, not a curated record. Gene Ontology annotation, molecular function: sequence-specific DNA binding; DNA-binding transcription factor activity, RNA polymerase II-specific. Lineage: Eukaryota; Metazoa; Chordata; Mammalia; Sirenia; Trichechidae. Gene Ontology annotation, cellular component: nucleus. Gene Ontology annotation, biological process: cell differentiation; regulation of transcription by RNA polymerase II.